CUAUAAGUCUCCUUGUCUCAUCGUAUACACUCAUUGUUCACAACAUAGCUGAGAAGGAAAUCUACAGCUGACUUUCCUAAGAGAAGUUGUUUUUCUGUCUGCCUGAGUGUGGUAAAAUUUGGAUUGGCCCUGAGUUUCUUUGGAGCUUGGUGUACUGGAGAGUCCUACUCCAGGCACAGAGGAGAUGAGCUGUACCAGGCGAAAAGGCUUCUUCAGGCAAGAAGUAAACAAGACAAUUUGGGAACUUCCUAGACGAUAUACUGCUAUCAUCCCUGUAGGAUCUGGGGCUUAUGGCUCUGUCUGUUCUGCAAUUGAUAAGAAAACAGGAGACAAAGUAGCUAUCAAGAAGCUCUGUCGCCCGUUCCAAUCUGAGAUUUUUGCCAAAAGAGCCUAUCGGGAACUCACACUGCUAAAGCACAUGCAGCAUGAAAAUGUUAUUGGAUUACUUGAUGUCUUCACUUCAGCUACUUCAUUCGAUGGAUUCCAGGACUUUUACCUGGUGAUGCCAUACAUGCAGACAGAUUUACAAAAGAUAAUGGGACACCAAUUCAGUGAGGAAAAGAUUCAGUAUCUGAUCUACCAGGUUUUGAAGGGCUUGAAGUAUAUUCACUCUGCUGGAAUCAUUCACAGGGAUCUAAAGCCAGGCAAUUUAGCAGUGAAUGAAGACUGUGAGUUAAAGAUUUUGGAUUUUGGCUUAGCAAGGCAUACAGACACAGAGAUGACAGGCUACGUUGUAACUCGUUGGUACAGAGCACCCGAAGUGAUUCUGAACUGGAUGCAUUACAACCAGACUGUGGACAUCUGGUCUGUUGGCUGUAUCAUGGCAGAAAUGUUGACUGGAAAAACUCUGUUUAAGGGUAAAGACUAUCUUGAUCAGCUCACCCAGAUCCUGAAAGUGACAGGAAGCCCUGGAGAGGAGUUUGUGCAAAAACUGGAAGAUAAAGCGGCUAAAAACUACAUACAGACACUUCCUAAAAUUCCCAAAAUGGAUUUAUCUCUGCUUUUACCCAAAGCCAGUCCUCUGGCUGUGGACUUGCUCGACAAAAUGUUGCAGCUUGAUGUAGAAAAACGACUCACAGCAACCCAAGCUCUGGCUCAUUCCUACUUUGAUCCAUUCAGAGAUGUUGAGGAAGAGACAGAAGCCCAGCAUUCCUAUGAUGAUUCCAUAGGGAGUACAAAGCUUUCAGUAAAUGAAUGGAGAAGGCAGAUUUACAGUGAAAUACUGUCAUUCAGCCCAAUUGCUCGGAAAGAUUCCAAGAGGAGAAGUGGAAUGACGUUAUAGACUCUUGUAUGUCUAGUGCUGAUCGACCUUUCCAAUGAUACACAACCAUCGGUGUUUUGAUCCUAAAGAGGAGUAGAUAUAAAUCAGGAUGAAAAAGGCCAUAUACAGAUAGCACAAUAAUAGUGAAUCAACAGAGGCUAACUUUGCUUUGAACAUCAGAGUGAUACAACAACAACCUUGAGUGGCACAAGUCGAGGUGAUUCUCAUUAAAUCUCUUUGUGAUAAAAUGUGAUGGCUAUGUUUGUCCCUUUUCUUGUACUUUUUGUAACUGGUUCCAUAAACAUGGUCUAAAAAGUUUAAGUAAAUGUUUCUACAAGUCAAUAAAAUCUUCUUUCUUUCUCCUAAUAUCUCCAAAUAAAUAAAAAAGCAUGUUUCAAAAAAGAAAAAUAUUUAUAUAAUAAAGGAACAGUUGCAAAGAGCAA
Messenger RNA from Notechis scutatus (mainland tiger snake), 1704 nucleotides. It is a transcript of the gene MAPK13, whose product is annotated as mitogen-activated protein kinase 13. The record is from RefSeq and is a predicted model, not a curated record. Lineage: Eukaryota; Metazoa; Chordata; Lepidosauria; Squamata; Elapidae. Gene Ontology annotation, biological process: protein phosphorylation. Gene Ontology annotation, molecular function: ATP binding; MAP kinase activity.